UGACAACAAAACUUUUUUUUGUGUUUUAAAUAGUUAUUACUUUUUUUAAGUAAUUCAACUUUCAAGAUCAUUGACCGCACACUGCUCCGCAUAACUGUUUAUCUUAAAAUUAAUUAUUAAAUCUAUUACAAUGGGUUUCAUUGUAGGCUCUUUAAAACGAAUAUUAAAGUUAAUCGUUUACUUUGCUUUUAUUGUAACUUUAGUCCUUAUAGUGCCUAAUUUGCCGCCUUAUACAAAGUUUUCUAGCAUACAAUCCGUCCCAACAAAAGAAAGAACCGGUGAACUGACUCUUAACACAGCGUUAAAUAAUGCUGAAAAGUUAUAUGAGCAUAAAAUUUUGGGUCCUGAGAAUUUCCAAAUAUGGCAAGGCGAACUUUACACAUCUUUAGGUACUGGUGAGAUUGUCAAGUGCUCACCAGGUGGACACGUUAGUUUUGUUACCAAAAUUGGUAAACCAUGUACUGGAUUAUCUCAGGAACAUAUUUGUGGUCGUCCUCUUGGUUUUUCAAUUGAUGAAAGAAAUGGAUUAAUGUAUGUAGCUGAUGCAUACUAUGGCAUCUGGAAAGUUGAUAUUAAGACUGAUAAGAAACAAGUAUUGGUGUCACCAGAUAAACCCAUUGAAGGCAAGAGACCAAGGCUGUUCAAUUCUUUAGUUGUUGAUAAAAAAGGUGGAAUAUACUUUACAGAUUCUAGCAGUGAAUUCUUUUUAAAUGAUGGAGUAUUCUCUAGUUUAUCAGAUCCGUCAGGAAGAUUAUUUUAUUACAAUUCUGAAACAAAGAAAACUAACGUAUUAGUGGACAAUAUUUGGUUUGCUAAUGGAGUACUAUUAUCUCCAGAUGAGAGUUUUGUAGUUGUAGCUGAAACAUUUAAUUACCGUCUCUUAAAGCACUACAUAAGUGGACCAAAGAAGGGAAAGACUGAAGUUUUUGUAGAUGGACUACCAGGAACUCCUGAUAAUCUACGGGCACUACCAGAUGGAUCUGGUGUACAAAUUGCAAUGUUUGCUGUAUCUGAUAUUGAUACACCCAUAAUAACAAAGAGUCUAUCAAGCACUCCACACUUAAGAAAGUUUAUAUCUCGCAUGGCACAUCUUAUAGAACUGCCUUUUUCGUACCUGAACCAAAAAUUUCCACAUCCUAUUUUGGAAGACAUUGUGUACUAUAUUGGUUCAUUUGCAAGCAUAUCCGGUCUUACUGACAUGUCUGGACUGAUUAUAACUGACUGGAACGGAAAUAUUGUUGCAUCAUUCUACAAUACUGACAAGAGUGUGGCCCAUAUCAGUGAUGCCAUUGUCUAUAAUGACAAGUUGGUAUUGGGAUCUCCACACUCUCAAGAUUUUAUUGGAGCUGUUGAUAUACCUCUGUUUUUAAAACAAGCAUAUAUGGGCCGGAGACCUGAGGAACGGAUGUCUACUAAGCAAGCUAAGCCUUCGGUUAAAGAAACUCCAAAGGCAGCAGGGAAGGCAACUUCACAGAAAUCUCAAAACCAAGCACCUACCCAAAGACCUGAAUUAAAACAGAAACAACCAGAAACCAAGUCAACUACACAGGCCCCUGAAACCAAACCAACUACGCAAAAACCUGAAACCAAACCAACUACGCAAAAACCUGACACCAAACCAACUCCACAAAAACCUGAAACCAAACCAACUCCACAAAAACCUGAAACCAAACCAACUACGCAAAAACCUGAAACCAAACCAACUACGCAAAAACCUGACACCAAACCAACUACGCAAAAACCUGACACCAAACCAACUACGCAAAAACCUGACACCAAACCAACUACGCAAAAACCUGACACCAAACCAACUACGCAAAAACCUGACACUAAACCAACUACGCAAAAACCUGACACCAAACCAACAGGCAAGCCUGUACCUUCACCAGGUAACGAAAAUAAAGGUAAUCCAUCAAGAGCACAAGUAAAAGUAUCAGAAAUUAAGGUAACAGAAGCCACACCGUCUGAAAAUGUCAAAGAUAAACCAAAAUUGAGCAAAGAAAAUAAAAAGGAAGCCAAGAAGGUUGCCCCUAAUCACAUUCCUAUUGGAGAAGAAAUUAUGUCCGACACUGUGAAACCGAGUAAAGACAAAUUAAAAGUAAUAAAGAAGAGUGGACCGGAAGAAAUUCCAAAUCCUCUUUAAGAAACCUAGUAACCUAUAAAUUAAUGUGUAGUAUUUUUUAUUAAUCUCAAAAUUUUAAGUAUUCUCAUUCCAAGUAAGUUAACAUUCCAAUGUAGUCUUUUUUGGUGUAAGGUAAUUUUAUAUUUAUUUGCUUCAAUAUGAUUAAGCACUGACAAUGUGCAAUAAUUUGUGAUCUUUUUGUCAUGUAAAGUGGUGGUUGUCUUCGGCGGUUGUAUGGUUAAUAUUUUGAAUUAGUUUUUAUUUAAGGUGAAAGUACCUCAAUUUAACAAAGCAUGGUUGUUAUAUCCACUAAAGAUAAAUAUUUAUAUAUUGUUAUAGAUAUCAUAGUUUAGCCGUUUUACAAAAGGAAUCACCAUUUUUUUUUUAAUAAAUUAUAUUUUUUACUGAA
Pieris brassicae (large cabbage white) is the source of this 2531-nucleotide messenger RNA. RefSeq lists its product as uncharacterized. Gene Ontology annotation, molecular function: strictosidine synthase activity. The transcript has 6 exons. Lineage: Eukaryota; Metazoa; Arthropoda; Insecta; Lepidoptera; Pieridae. The record is from RefSeq and is a predicted model, not a curated record. Gene Ontology annotation, biological process: biosynthetic process. The coding region runs from base 131 to 2143 and encodes 670 amino acids.